GAUUUGGUUUUUGGCAACAGUUCUGUGCCUCCUUCAACUCACUGCAGCACCUGACUCGGCUCCACUGCCUAAAGAGAGUUUGAAUCUGCUAGUUCGUGGUUCCAGAGAGAAGGAAGAGAAUAAGAUCUGGGUGGCUUCACCAAGCACCAGAUUUGAAGAUGACACGUGGAAGGGUCGUUCUUCUACUUCUCCUGGAGUUUGUACUGGUGGAGAGCGUUGUGGUGACCGGACAAACCGAACAGUCGCGAGUGUGGGAGGGAGACCGAGCGGUAGAACAGCAACGUAUCGAGAAAGAAUGCGUGGGCAAGGCCUUGGACCUGGUCUUCAUCAUCGACAGUUCACGUAGUAUACUGCCCCGCGACUUCGAGAGGGUGAAGGACUUCAUCGUCAACAUCCUCCGCUUCCUGGAUGUUGGUCUGGAGAAGACCAGGGUGGGCCUGGUCCUCUACGGCAGCACGGUGGAGAAGAUCUUCUCGCUGGGCACCCACGGGAAGGUGGAGGACAUGGAGCGGGCGGUCAGGAGGAUGGAGCACCUGGCCACAGGCACCAUGACGGGCAUGGCCAUCAAGUACACAGCCGACGUGGCCUUCUCCGGCCAGGAGGGGGCGAGGCCGCUGGGCCUGAACAUCCCGCGGGUGGCCGUCAUCGUGACAGACGGGAGGCCCCAGGACCCCGUGGCGGAGCCAGCAGCACGAGCCAGGGACGCGGGCAUCCUCAUCUUUGCCGUGGGCGUGGGCCGGGUGGACAUGACCACCCUGCGGCUCAUCGGCAGCGAGCCCCACGAGAAGCACGUCUUCUUCGUGCAGAACUUCAGUAUGAUCCAGACCCUCCUCUCAGAGUUCCACACCAAGAUCUGUGAUACAGAUCUUUGCGGGGUAGUGGGCCAUGGAUGCGAGCAGAUCUGUAUAAAUGCGCCAGGAUCAUUCAUCUGCAAAUGUAAAGCAGGAUUCAUCCUGAACAGCGAUCAGAAAACGUGCAGAAGGAUCGACCAGUGCCAGGUUGGGGAACAUGGGUGUGAGCACGAAUGUGUCAGCACAGCGACUUCAUAUAGUUGCCGAUGUCGCACAGGAUUCACACUCAAUCCAGAUGGGAGGACGUGUCGGCGUACCGACUUCUGCCUCUCAGCCAAGAACACAUGUGAGCAUGAAUGUGUCAGCACCGCGGACAGUUACCUCUGCAAAUGUCGGAAAGGAUACAUACUUAAUCCAGAUGGGAAGUCCUGCCGACAGUGUAGCAGUGGAGCAAUGGAUCUUGUCUUCAUUAUUGACGGAUCAAAAAGACUUGGAGCCCGGAAUUUCCAGUUGGUGAAACAGUUUGUCAACAACAUCGUGGACGGAUUGGAAGUGGCGCCGAAUGCGACUCGGGUGGGUCUGGCGCAGUACUCCGCCAGAGUCCGGACGGAAUUCCCUCUCAGACGCUACAGCACGGCCAAGGAAGUCAAGGCAGCCGUGAGCCGGACAAAAUACGCGGGUCAAGGAUUGGGAUGGGGAGUGGCCGUAAGGCAGCUCUUCAAGCAGAGUUUCAGGGUGGUGGAAGGAGCCCGGCACCUUUCCCGCAACAUCCCCAGAGUGGCCAUCAUGUUCACUGAUGGCCGGGAGCAAGGCAACAUGGCGGAAUGGGCAACCAAAGCAAAGCAGAACGGUAUCAAUAUAUAUGCUGUUGGGGUUGGGGAGACAAUUGAAGAACGACUGCAGCAAAUUGCUUCAUUUCCUCAAGAUGAACACUUGUAUUACGCAAGAAACUCCAGGUCCAUGGGUGAAAUUGCUGAAAAAGUGAAGGCACAGAUUUGCAAAGGAAAUCCAUCAGCUGGUGAUCGAUGCAAAUGCCAAGCAGUUAUGGCUUUCCAGAUACAAGCUAAUGAAGAAAUACAAAGAUUAACCCAGAGAUUAGAUGAAGUACUGAAAAGGCUGAAGACUGUUGAAAAUUAUGUCACAACCAAGUAGGAACAACAAAAAACACUGUCCUUUGCCCUCACUGUAAAUGGGGGAGCUGCAGCAUGGUGCACUGGGUAGCUUUACAAUCAAAGAACACUGUCAAUGUACACAUUUAAUGGAAUCCAAUUGACAAAAGAGAAUUAUUGUCUCUACUGUACAUCACUGACAGUGCGGCAUUUUAUAUUUGUAUGCCAGCUAGUACACUACCAACUUCUAACGCCUGGAAUGAAAAUAUGCAAACUCAACCAUUUGAGGUUUUUUUUAAAUUUCAAAAGCUAUUGCAAGUCAUUGAAAUAUACCUACUACCUUUUAUGCAUAGUUUUCUAACCAAUUGUGAAAUGUUUAUGAUGCAAAUAAAGAUGGCAGAAUGCAAUUA
This is a messenger RNA of Amblyraja radiata (thorny skate), 2310 nucleotides long. RefSeq names its product matrilin-2. The record is from RefSeq and is a predicted model, not a curated record. The transcript has 10 exons. Lineage: Eukaryota; Metazoa; Chordata; Chondrichthyes; Rajiformes; Rajidae. The coding region runs from base 159 to 1943 and encodes 594 amino acids. Gene Ontology annotation, molecular function: calcium ion binding.